AUGGACGAUCUGCAAAGAUCUACAUCAGUCACCAAAAAAGACACAAACAAUAUAAAUUUGUACUCGGUUCUCUUUCAGUCUUACAUCCAAAUUCAAUGUUUGAAAUCUACAAUGAAUAAGCCUCCAGCUUUAAAGAUGAAUCCAACAAUGGUAUAUAAACGAAUUCUUAGGAAGCAAUCACUUUAUUUGCUAUCGGCGACCUUAAUUGCACUUCUGAUAUUCCAAAUAUUCCUACUUUUUAGAAAUGACGACCUCGCCAGGAUUAUCAAGAAUGAGGUUAUCAUUCCAAAGGACUUGUUCAAAAAUGAAAAGGAGUUGGGCAAGUUUGUUAAAUUGAAUGAGGAUUAUUUAAGGUACCAUCUCCUGGGGUCAACCGAAUUCAAUCAAGCUAUUGACAUCGAUCCAGGUAAAGAGCUUCACAGACUAAAGUACACUCAAUACGACUUUACUGCAUUCAGCUUAGCUGAAAAUAUAAACUUGGAUCUACAACAGUGUAACAAGUUGCAAUUGAACUCGCUGGUAAUGAUAAGCAAAGCAGUGCAUAUGAAGACCCCCUUGCAUGACGUACUACAGAAUAUCCUCAAUGACAUUGAAUCAGGUGAGAAUCCAUACUUGGCAGGAUUAAAGAAAAUCAUACUUCCAGAAUUAAGACUACAGUUGGAUCUUGACGUAGUGGAUAAGUUUUGGUUUCGUUUAGCGGGAAGUUCAGUUUGGUUGAAGGAUUAUGGAGUUCACUAUAUGGUAUCCCGCAUAAUGUAUAGUCCAAAGGGGACUAGAAACUCGCCACUAGUUUCAUUGUCUUAUGCGCAAUUGUAUGACGAAAAUUGGAAUGAGUUGGUGGGUACUCGAUUGUUAGUUCCCAGAGCUCGCAACUCGCCGAGUAGUGAACAACAUAUACUAAACUUUCCACAAGUUGUACCUAUUCCUUUCUGGCAGGACCCAGAGAUUAAUGAAGAUCAAUACUAUGGACCUGAAGAUCCCCGGUUGAUCUUAAUCAAGAACGAAGGAGGAUACGAUGAGCCAUUGAUUUUGUACAAUUCGUAUAAUUGCAAGAUGGAUACCUAUGAUGAUGACGAAGAUGAAAAACUAGUCACCACACAAAGAUGCUACCGUGCGAUGUCAGCUUGUUGGCCAUGGCAAUUUGACGAACGAAAAUAUAGCAAAACUGUUGAGCUUAAACUUGAAAAUUAUAGAUUAAGAACUCAAAAAAACUGGACACCGUUCACAAGCCACCUUGAUCGUCAAGUUGACGGAUACGACUCUCAUAUCUAUUUUGUUUUCAGAUGGGCAAAUUUGGAUAUCUUAAAAUGUGAUUUGCAAGGCGCGUGUACUUAUGACUACAGGUUUAAUACACUGUUGUCACCUAAAAACCAAGUCGGCCCAUUUAGAGGAGGGACUCAAUUAAUAAACUUGAAUGACUUGGCCACUGUCAAAGACAACAAAGAGGUGUGGGCUGGUUUUGCCAGAGCUCACAUCAAUGACUGCGGAUGUGGAAGCUCAAUGUACCGGCCGAACUUGGUGGUGAUAGUGAAGGAAAGAAAGGACUCUCGGAACCAUUACAAGGUGACCCAUAUAUCCUCCUCACUAUCCUUCGAUAUGUAUGUCCCAGGAUGGGAUUUGUUGUAUCCAGAAAACUCAUGCUUGAGAUCAAGUGUCUUGAUUCCAAAUGGGAUCUCACAGUGGGUCACCGAUAAGGACUCUACGGGUGCUAUAGUUGAGGACUACUUGACCUUGACGUUAUCGGUUAGUGAUUACACUGUACACAGGGUGAAUGUUAAGGGAUUGCUCAAAGAAUUGAUAAAAUGGGGGGUUCUAGACUAUGAUGUUAUGGCAAAUACGCAUCACUCUAAUGACAAUCUUGUAUGUGCUUUGCAGUCAUCGUUCGAAUUCUGUACUAAGUACGGUCUCGAACAUCAAUUAAAGAAGAUAAAAGCUCUUCCAAGAGAUGCCGACGGAAUGGUUAUAGAUCCUAAAAAAGCCGAGUACUUCAACUAUGCUCAGAGAUAUGGUUUACGAGGUGUUCAAUAA
Messenger RNA from Lodderomyces orthopsilosis Co 90-125, 2028 nucleotides. Its product is annotated as beta-mannosyltransferase. NCBI's taxonomy places the organism in Eukaryota, Fungi, Ascomycota, Pichiomycetes, Serinales, Debaryomycetaceae. The coding region runs from base 1 to 2028 and encodes 675 amino acids. Gene Ontology annotation, molecular function: mannosyltransferase activity. The transcript has a single exon. The record is from RefSeq and is a predicted model, not a curated record.